Hyla sarda is the source of this 4260-nucleotide messenger RNA. It is a transcript of the gene ADARB2, whose product is annotated as adenosine deaminase RNA specific B2 (inactive). NCBI's taxonomy places the organism in Eukaryota, Metazoa, Chordata, Amphibia, Anura, Hylidae. The coding region runs from base 35 to 2341 and encodes 768 amino acids. Gene Ontology annotation, molecular function: double-stranded RNA adenosine deaminase activity; tRNA-specific adenosine deaminase activity; double-stranded RNA binding. The record is from RefSeq and is a predicted model, not a curated record. The transcript is spliced from 12 exons. Gene Ontology annotation, cellular component: cytoplasm; nucleolus. Gene Ontology annotation, biological process: RNA processing; adenosine to inosine editing.
UUCUCCAAGCAUUUCACUCAGCAGCACUCCAUCCAUGGCUUCAGUUCUGGGCAGCAGCAGGACCUCAGCUUGUCCAAGUAGUCAACUCAAAUUCAAGUCUAAGAGGAGAAGAAGGAGAUCUAAGAGGAAAGGCCACAACCCUCUGGAAUUAAGAACAUCAAGACUGCUGGGAGGAUACAGAAAUGAAAAUGGGAGUUGUACGCAAAAGGAAAAAAUUAGCAUGCUGUCCACCUUUAUUGUACCGUUCAAGUUUAUCAAUCCUGGUGCAAGCAGCAUGGACGAAGAAGAUAAUUUAAGUACUAGCAGUGCAGAAGUAAAGGAAAACCGGAAUUUUAGAAAUCGAGAGGACCUUGCUUUAUCUACCGACAGACCAAAGGUUGGACCAACCAGUCUUAAACGUAAGAGGCCAUUGGAGGAAGGUAACGGUGGUCACUUCUGCAAACUACAGAUAAUACUAAAGAAACUGUCAUGGUCAGUAACACCAAAAAAUGCCCUUGUUCAACUUCAUGAACUAAAGCCCGAUUUGCAAUAUAGGAUAGUUUCACAAACUGGCCCUGUGCACGCCCCGGUGUUCUCUGUAGCGGUGGAAGUCAAUGGACUCACUUUUGAGGGCAGCGGACCUACAAAAAAGAAAGCCAAAAUGAGGGCAGCUGAAUUGGCUCUAAAAUCUUUCGUUCAGUUUCCAAAUGCUUGUCAAGCACACUUUGCGAUGGGGAACUGCAUCAGCCCAUCCACCGACUUCACAUCUGACCAGGCAGACUUCCCAGACACUCUGUUCAAAGAGUUCGAACCAUCUACACACAGCGAGCACUUCCCAGGCUAUUGCCCGGUUAAUAAUGAAUUUCUUUCCAGUGCAUAUCGACAUGGGAGAUUAGUUUGUCACACGUUGGAUUUAAUGGGCCAUACCAAACAAAGCAAGCACAAGAUGGCAUCCCCAGCUGAGAGUGAGAAGAACCCAGUGGUGAUGCUAAAUGAGCUGAGACCUGGGCUGAGGUAUGUCUGCCUUUCAGAAACUGUGGAGAAGCAACAUAUCAAACACUUUGUGAUGGCAAUGAGGGUUGAUGGGAGGACAUUUGAAGGUUCAGGCCGUAGCAAGAAGUUGGCCAAGGCCCAAGCCGCACAAGCUGCACUACAGGCGCUCUUCAAUAUUCAGCUGACCAGCCACAUACCCAACAGGAGUAAAUAUAACCUCUUAUCACAGGAAUUUGCAGACUCGAUAUAUCAGCUUGUAAUACAAAAAUUCCAGGAGCUUGCGGAAAACUUCUCAGUGUGCACACAUCACAAAGCCCUCGCAGCCAUCGUCAUGACCAGAGGUUUAGACCUGAGGCAGGCACAGGUCAUUGCUCUGUCAUCCGGCACCAAAUGUAUCAAUGGAGAAUACCUUAAUGACCAAGGGCUGGUGGUCAAUGACUGCCAUGCGGAGGUUGUAGUGCGAAGAGCUUUCAUCCACUUCCUUUAUACUCAGCUGGAGCUACAUUUAAGCAAGCGCAGAAGUGACUGGGAAAGAUCUGUUUUCAUACGGUUAAAAGAAGGAGGUUUCCGGCUGAAGGAGAGCAUCUUAUUCCAUCUGUAUGUUAGUACAUCACCGUGUGGAGAUGCCAGGCUAAACUCUCCCUAUGAGAUAACGUCUGACUUGAACAAGUGCAAGCACAUAGUGAGGAAAUUUCGAGGACAUCUUCGGACAAAGAUAGAGUCUGGGGAAGGAACGAUACCUGUUAGGACUCAGCCUGCAGUACAGACGUGGGAUGGUGUCUUAUCGGGAGAACAGCUAGUCACAAUGUCUUGUACGGAUAAAAUUACCAGAUGGAAUAUCCUGGGGUUACAGGGCGCUCUUCUUAGUCACUUCAUCGAGCCUAUUUACGUGCACAGCAUUAUCGUCGGCAGCCUACACCAUGCAGGCCACCUGUCCAGGGUAAUGAGCCACAGAAUAGAAGAGAUUGGUAAAUUGCCGGCUCCGUAUCGGCAUAAUCAUCCUCUCCUUAGCGGUGUGAACAACGCUCAAGCUCGUCAGCCAGGGAAAUCUCCAAGUGUUAGUAUUAAUUGGAUUAUGGGAAGUUCGGAUCUGGAAAUCAUUAAUGCAACAACAGGGAAAAGAAGCUGUGGGGGGCCAUCCAGACUCUGCAAACACUUACUAUAUGUUCGGUGGUCGAGGUUAUAUGGAAAGCUAAGCUCACGGACGCUGAGUCAAGAAGAAAUGCCUUUGGUGUACUGUGAAGCCAAGACGGUGAACCCAACGUACCAAUGCGUGAAACAGCAGCUCUUUAAAGCCAUUCAAAAAUCAGGCCUUGGCACAUGGGUGAAGAAGCCUCCCGAGCAAGAACAAUUUUUACUAACUCUGUAAAUUCGGGAUAGAUCUUUCUUUAUCAUUUUACCUGGAUUCUUCUGGAACAAUACAAAAUUGGCAGAAUUUUUAUGCCUCUCGUGCAAACUUUGUUAUCAAUAUACAUAAUUAGAUUAUUUUUGUAACGCAGUUAAUACAUUAUAUCAAUGAACGACAUGCUUUACGUGUUCGGGGGUGAUCAGAGACAAAAAUGCUUCAAACUUUGUCCAUCUUUGAGGUGGUUAAAGUUAUGAUCAGGACUGGAUUUACAUGUUCAGUGUCCAGUGAUGGGAGUCUGUGGCAACAAAGUACGAUGGGGUGUAAUAUCGCUAUCAAGGAGAUCUUCAGAAUGUUAAUAAAUAUGCAUCAAAUAUUUUCCAUCUGAGGUCACAUUAACAAUAGGAGCAUAAAUGAUGUCUGUGUAUACAAAGCACCCUUCCUUUCAGAUGUUUGUAUCUCCAUAUACUAUAUGGUUAAAUGUACGCCCAGCUCUGUCCCUCUGCACACUCAAAUACAAGGUCUUCGAGAAUUUAUUUUAUACUAGCGCUGGACAUCUCUUGAAAGAAAUUAUAAUUUUUAAUAUUUAUUAUACCAAAAUGUCCCUUUCUACAUUAUUUUUCUCUGAUUUUAAAAGCAGGGUUAUUAUUGUUGUUAAGAGUGAAUUAUAGGGGUUAAUCCAAAAUCCAGCGUUCAUGAACUCUGAAGAGAAAGAAUGGAGUGAUGGCCAUUCUUGGGAUCGGUGGUGGUCGCAUAAAUUAUAGUGUUCUUCGAAUAUCCAGUGUUCAUAAACUCCAUGAAGAAAGAAUGGAAUGAUGGCCGGCUGUGAAACCUUAUCUGAUCACCUAGUCCUGUAGAUCCGGAAAUAACCCUUUAAAGAGUACAUGUCAAAACAGGAGGAUAGUCCUGGAGAAGACUUAUCUUAGAGUAUGUGGUCAAGAUCCUACUUCUAUCCAAUGUCUAUUGCACUGUAUUCCAUCCGGUCUGCCUCUAGCUGUUGGAAAACUACAACUUUCAGCAUGCCCAGACAGUCUAAAGCUGUCCGCGCAUACUGGAAGUCAUAGUUUCCCAAUAGCUGGAGGCACACUGGUUGGGAAACACUGGUCUAUUGUGACACUGUAUAUGACAACCUGGGAUUACUUAAAAGUGGUACAUGUUUAGCAUGUAUGCUGAAUGUGUUUUUAGCCUAUAAUGGGCCAAAAGGAAGUCCUUUAGACAUACUAUAUGUUCAGAUGUUAUCCAUUAUAGCCACUUGUAUCGGCUAUGUACCCUAUAGGCAUUCCAUACCUUUUACACAACAUAAUCAGAUGUGCUAUGUUUUGUUUUACUACCAUUCAUUAUUUCUCAGAUUAUUUUAUCCUAUCUUUAUUGGAUAUAGGAUAACAUAAAAUGCAUAGUCAUGAGAAAGCUAAGUGCAUACAGUGCUACUCUUUUUUAUUUUUUUUUAUUUUGCACAAUUGCAUAGCAUGAAAUAAGAAAGUAUAACCCUUAAAACAAAACUUUGAGAAUAAAAGAGUUUAAAGCUGAGCAUACACAUAACAUAACAAGGUAACUUUGGACUUUAGCAGGUGCUGCCACCAUUUAAAACCUCCGGACUUUCCCCCAACCGCAUGUUGAGAAAGAUAAGAAUAAGGGAUAUUGGAUUUUAAAGGGGUACUCCCGUGGAAAACUUUUUUUUUUAAAUCAACUGGUGCCAGAAAGUUCAACAGAUUUGUAAAUUACAUAAUGUAGAGAUACAUGAAUGAAUGUCUGGCACAGCACUGGCAAGCAUAGGGUGUGCUCCGAUGUAACAGGAUCCGUACGCUGGAGUACAGUGAGACCACUGGUGGUGCUAAUACGGGGUGCAGGUAAGAAAGGCACAAAUCGCUAUGGCAUCAGUAAUACGAAACGUUGUGCACCGUAUCUUUAUUCCGUGACAGCAAUCGACAUGAACACAAGACAGC